This is a messenger RNA of Nannospalax galili (Upper Galilee mountains blind mole rat), 1125 nucleotides long. It is a transcript of the gene Lmo1, whose product is annotated as LIM domain only 1. Gene Ontology annotation, biological process: positive regulation of transcription by RNA polymerase II. The record is from RefSeq and is a predicted model, not a curated record. The transcript is spliced from 5 exons. NCBI's taxonomy places the organism in Eukaryota, Metazoa, Chordata, Mammalia, Rodentia, Spalacidae. Gene Ontology annotation, molecular function: DNA-binding transcription factor binding; transcription coactivator activity. The coding region runs from base 339 to 809 and encodes 156 amino acids. Gene Ontology annotation, cellular component: nucleus.
CAGGGGAGCAGGCGGCGACGGUCCGAGCUCCGGGUCCUUGUGCGUUCGCGGCCCACGCCCGGCUAGAGCCGUCAGGGGACCAUGGUGUUGGACCAGGAGGACGUUCGUAGUUCCUUGCAAUUCUGAGGCACAAAAGUAGGUGAGACUGCUUUUGUAUCUGCGAAGUGCUUCACUCCUGAAUGUAAUUCUAGCUGAGUGCAAUCUAGGUUAAGAGCCGGACAAGCGGGUAAUUAGAGCCCGCUCGCUGCCCGAGGACCGACCGCCCAGCCGAAGCGCGCCCGGAGUCGGCGCCCUUUUCCCGGCCGAGCCGAGCUGCGGCUGGACACGGAGCGCCCGAGAUGAUGGUGCUGGACAAGGAGGACGGUGUGCCAAUGCUGUCCGUCCAGCCUAAAGGGAGGCAGAAGGGCUGUGCCGGCUGUAAUCGCAAGAUCAAGGACCGCUACCUGCUGAAGGCGCUGGACAAGUACUGGCACGAGGACUGCCUCAAGUGUGCCUGCUGCGACUGCCGCCUGGGUGAGGUGGGCUCCACCCUCUACACCAAGGCCAACCUCAUCCUGUGCCGGCGUGACUACCUGAGGCUCUUUGGCACCACAGGAAACUGUGCUGCGUGCAGCAAGCUGAUCCCAGCUUUCGAAAUGGUGAUGCGGGCACGAGACAAUGUGUAUCACCUUGACUGCUUUGCCUGCCAGCUCUGCAACCAGAGAUUUUGCGUGGGAGACAAAUUCUUCCUGAAGAACAACAUGAUCUUGUGUCAGAUGGACUAUGAGGAGGGGCAGCUGAAUGGAACCUUCGAAUCCCAGGUUCAGUAACACCUGGUGCCUGGCCUCCAGGCCCAUCCGUCCAUCUGCCCGCCUGCCUGACAGGCUGGCCAGCUACUCUGCCUGCGCGGGCUGGCCAGCCGCUGUCCUGCGAGUUAGAACUUCAUCCUCAAUGGGAGGGUGGCAUUUUCUCCACCUCCAUCACCCGUCUAUGUGGGACCCCUCCUGGGGCUAGGCUCGGCCUGUACAGUCUGUCUUCUGUAUAUAAAUGGGAACAUUUAUUUUAUGAGAAAUGUAAUGCGAUUUUAUUACUGGCGUGGAUUAAACUUAUGAAUGUUUCCGGGGAUAUGACUCUGCGUUGUUCACA